AUGAGCGCCUCCAUCGUCGACGACUUUCGCCAUCGCGUCGCGGAGGCCGAGGCGCUGAGGUCGAGGCUCGAUCGGCUUGAACUCGACCGCGAUUCGGAGCUCGGUCGAAUUCUGCGUCGUCGUCGCGCGGACGAAGCCCAUUCUCCCGCGGGACUUCGACCGCAUCCAUCGACGGCGCAUAGCCCCAUCUCGCCGUCUCUCACGCGCUUACAUGGAUCCCCCGGUCGAGACAUAUACACGGAAGACGGGUAUCGCGCGAGCUGGACCGCGACGUCGCCGCUGAGUUCGGGACUGGACUCGUUGGGAAGUCCGAGCCCGAGCCCAUCCUCGGCGGGGUGGCACUCGCGCUCGCCCGCCUCGCGCCCUCGGUCACUUCCCGGCAGCGACAUCUUCGCCGAGCGGAGCGGGCUCAACGAGGAUCCCUCGCCGCCGAGAUGGAACGACGCGACGAUCCCGCCGCGCGGCGCGAUGAACCCGAGCCUCGACCCGGACGCUCGGGAACGGCGCUCGAGACAAUCGAGUCACCACCAUCACGACGACGACGACGACGACGACGACGCUCGCUGGGACAUUGCGCCGCGACCGGACCGCGACGACCGCGCGCGGCACCUCGAACCUUCGCCGCGACGACCCAACCGCGGGAAGAAGUCGACGACGGCGAGACGAACCCCGUCCCUCUCCUCGCUGCUUCGACGAACGACGGAGUCGCACCUGUCGACGUGGGAACCCGUCGAAUCAGCCCCGGCGUCCAUCGACCCCGGCGGCGAACGACCCGUCGGGCCCCGCAGUCCCGGCAGGCGCGUGAAGCCCCGGUGGAAACACGCGGGCGGACCCGCGCGAUCGACCGGACCCGCGCUCUCCUCCCUGACGACCCCGAGGGACGUGGACCCCGUCGUGGACGCCCUCGAGCGUCGCAUGGGUUUAGUCCCGGGGUUUAGUCCCGGUGAGUCGUCGCCCACGGCCAACGCGGCGCUGCACGAUCCGAUCCGAAACGGACCUCGUCGGCGCCCGCCGAGCGCGUUCGCGACGCGUCGGCGGGAACGAACGAGCGUCGCCGCCCUGGGCCGGUGCCGUCCCCCGGACAGGCUGACGUUCUCGUGCGCGAUGAAGGCGACGGAGAAGUGGGAGACGGCGAGGGCGAGGGAGGCGGCGGAGAAGGAAGCGAAGGAGGAGGCUAAUAAGAGACGACUCUUCCCGGGGGGCGCGCGCGGGAGACUCGACGGCGACGGUUCGCCCCCGGGAAGAAACGGCCGGAGAAACGGCCGCGAGGAACACGAACGGCGGCGCGGCGGUGGCGUCGAGGGCGCGGUCGUCGGCGGUUUCUCCCCACGUUUCUUCCCGGGGCCGUCGAAGCGCGGUCUGAUGCCGCCGUUUUUUCGGUCGCCAGGCGCGGAUGUGGACGGAUCGCCAAAGGGAUCGCCGAAGGGAUCGCCGUCGCCCGCGGCGAUAGGCGCGGGAUUGGAGCGCGCCGAGCUGGGGUACGGAUGGAAGACGACGCCGGAGAGCAGCGAGUGGAUGAUUUGGACCUGGAACCAGCCAGUUCUCAUACCCGACGAUGACUACUCUCGCGGGCGGAACCCCGAAGCGGACUGCGCCACAAUCGGGCGCGCCAUGAACGAUACCAACCGCGUGAUCGUCGCGUGGGCGCUGAUUGCCCUGGCGUGCUCGUCGGGAUGGUAUCUCGACAGGCGCCUGCCAACCCCGGUCGCUGAGGAUGCGCCUCCGACGGUCUUCUCCGAAUCUCGAGCGUUGAAGCUCGCGCGCGACAUGGAAGCAGGGGGACCUCGACCCGCGGGCUCCCACGCGGAGGCCAGGGCGUUCGAUCUCAUCCGCCAAGAGCUGAGGACGAUCGAGGCGACGCGACCGAACGUGGGGGACGACGGCGACGACCAACUCGAAAUCGACGUCGUCGAGCACUCUCACAGCGGCCAGUUUCCGCUGCACGUCGGCGGGGAUCCGCGGCACGAGCAGCUCAUGGUGUACGAAAACCUCGCGUCCCUCGCGAUACGCAUCCGGAGGCGCGAUGACUCCGUCCCACCAGACGCCAAGGAGAGGGAGAGGACCGCGUUGCUCGUGAGCGUCCACGUCGACUCUGUUCACGUCUCGCCGGGGGGUUCGGACAACGCGGCGAGCGCGGCGGUGGCCGUCGAGCUCGUCAGAAACGUCGUCGCCGACGCCGUCGCGCUGUUCGGCGCGGAGGAAGGCGCGAAGGAAGGCGACGAGUCGUCCAAUCGCGGCGCUCUCGUCGUGAUAUUUUCCUCGGGCGAGGAGGACGGCCUCGUGGGCGCGCACGGGCUCGCGACCAGCCACCCGUGGUUUCCCCAGAUCGGCUUCUCCGUCAACCUCGAAGCCAUGGGCAACGGCGGACCGCAUCGAAUGUUUCAGGCCACGCCGGGUGUCCUGACGUCCAGGUUCCUGCGGAUGUGGUCGGACGCUUCUAGAAAACCAGUCGGAACCGUCGUCGCGUCCGACGUCUUCGCCGCGGGUCUCAUCGCGUCCGACACGGAUCACAGGAUAUUUCGCGAUUUCGGCGACGUCCCGGGGAUCGAUUUCGCGUGGGUCGAACGCACCCAGGCGUACCACACCCCGAGGGACACGCUCGCGCUGGUGAGACCGGGAACGGCGCAGGCGUCGGGCGAUAACCUCCUCGGGUUUGUCCGGCGAUUUCUGCGGGAGCCGCCCCGAAUGAGCGGCCACCUCGGCGGCGGCGUGUCGAAGCUGCGCAAACGCGGGCGAUACGGCAAAAGGCAGCAGGGUCACGCGUACGUGUGGUUCAAUCCGCCGCACGCGUCGUCGUACGUGAUGUUGCCGUUGCCCGGCGACGGCGCGAAGAGACCCGUGUACGCCGCCGCCGUCUUCAUCGCGUUUCAGAUUGUGAGGGGCGCUUUCCAGACGAAAACAGUCCCUUCCCGGAGGGACAUCUUUCACGUGUGCGUCGUCGUCCCGCUGGCGAUCGUCGGGUGCGGUGCGGCCACUUUCUCGGGGCCGAUCGUCGCGGCCGUGUUCGCCCCGGAGACGGCGCGUCGAGCCUUUGGAUCGCCGGCGCCGUGGGCGUCGUCGCCGUUUUCGCUCGUGUGCCUGUCGACGAUACCGGGAGCGAUCGCCUCCCUCCUGACGUUCCGGGCGUUGUUCGUGCUGCUCAGACGCAUGAAGAGACGGGCGCUGCGAGACAUCGCGGAUGAACGCACGGCGCGGAGGAAGAAGGACGACGACGCGAACGUCGCCGGUGACUCACCGGACGGCGACUCACAGGACGGCGACGGGCUCACAGCCGCCGGACGGGUCACGGCGGAUGAUUCCGGCGAGUGGACCGUCCUCGCGGGCACGGCGGCCGUGUUCAUCGCGACGGCAGCCAAAGGCAUCGACGCGGGGGUGGCGAGUUCCUACGUGGUCCUCAUACCCGCGACGUCGCUUUUCGUCUUGCUCGCGAGACCUGCGCUCGGCGUUUUCUUGUCGCCGAAGCGAACCGGCCUGGGCGCCGCGCCUCCUUCGCCGACGUCGGUGGCGUCCGCGCUGCUCGUUCCGCUGUACAUCUUCUUCCCGGUCUAUUGCGUCCUGCUCGACGUGAUGCACGGCAUGACCGGGCGGACCCGCGUACCAAAAACGUCCGCCGCGUCGCGCGCGUUUUCCGAAUACACCAACGACGCCGUCUGCGGUGAGUUUAUCAUAUUUUGA
Messenger RNA from Micromonas commoda, 3675 nucleotides. RefSeq lists its product with no specific name. The record is from RefSeq and is a predicted model, not a curated record. NCBI's taxonomy places the organism in Eukaryota, Viridiplantae, Chlorophyta, Mamiellophyceae, Mamiellales, Mamiellaceae. Gene Ontology annotation, molecular function: metalloexopeptidase activity. Bases 1 to 3675 code for a protein of 1224 amino acids. Gene Ontology annotation, biological process: proteolysis. The transcript is spliced from 3 exons.